Molecule: messenger RNA, 2394 nt
Organism: Micromonas commoda
Lineage: Eukaryota; Viridiplantae; Chlorophyta; Mamiellophyceae; Mamiellales; Mamiellaceae
Exons: 1
Coding region: 1-2394 (797 amino acids)
Biological process (GO): transcription by RNA polymerase II; nucleotide-excision repair; positive regulation of mitotic recombination
Cellular component (GO): nucleus
Molecular function (GO): ATP binding; damaged DNA binding; hydrolase activity, acting on acid anhydrides, in phosphorus-containing anhydrides
Source: RefSeq, a predicted model, not a curated record
AUGAUCUUCAACCUCGAGGGCCUGACGGUCUACUUCCCGUACGAGUACCUGUACCCGGAGCAGUACCGAUACAUGCUCGAGCUGAAGCGCGCGCUCGACGCGAAGGGCCACGGGUGCCUCGAGAUGCCCACGGGCACCGGCAAGACCAUCACGUGCCUCUCGCUCAUCACCUCCUACCAGCUCCAGAACCCGGAGUGCGGUAAGCUCAUCUACUGCACCCGCACCGUGCCGGAGAUGGAGAAGGUGCUCGCGGAGCUGCGGAACCUGCAGGCGUACCGCGAGAAGCACGUCGGCAAGGCUUCGCAGAUCAUGGCGCUCGGCCUGUCGUCCAGGAAAAACAUGUGCAUCCACCCCAAGGUGGCCGACGAGGGCAGCAGGGAGAGCGUCGACGCGAAUUGCCGCCGGCUCACGGCGUCGUGGGUGAGGGAUAAGCACAUGGCGGCGCUGGCGAACGAGGAGGAGGCGCCCGAGAACGCCCCGGAGCUCUGCGAGUUCUUUGAAGAUUACGAAAAGGAGGGACCCAACGCGAUUCUCCCGCCGGGAGUCUACACCCUGGCGGACCUGAGGGACUUCGGGCGUAAGAAGGGCUGGUGCCCGUACUUUCUCGCGCGGCACAUGAUCUCCUUCGCCAACGUCGUGGUGUACAACUACCAGUACCUGCUGGAUCCCAAGGUUGCCAACAUGGUGUCGCGGGAGUUGGAGAGGGAGUGCGUCGUGGUAUUCGACGAGGCGCAUAACAUCGACAACGUGUGCAUCGAGGCGCUGAGCGUGAACUUGAGGCAGCAGACGCUGGACGGCGCGAGCCGAAACAUCGCGCAGCUGACGCAGCGCAUCGAGCACGUCAAGGCGCACGACGAGCAGAGGCUUCGGGAGGAGUACACUCGGCUGGUGAACGGCUUGGCGCAGCAGGGCGUGCUCGACAGGGCUCGGAGCGACCAGCUCAUCGCGAAUCCCGUGAUAUCCGAGGACAUCCUGCGCGAAGCGGUGCCGGGUAACAUACGACGCGCGGAGCACUUCAUCGCGUUCCUGAGACGCUUCGUCGAGUACCUCAAGCAGCGGAUGCGGGGCGGCUCCGUGGAGCAAGAGACGCCGAUUGCGUUUUUGGCGCACCUUCAGCAGACGGCGGCGAUUGACGGCAAGACGCUCAAGUUCUGCUACGAUCGCAUCACGUCGCUGCUGAAGACGCUGGAGGUUGUGGACACCGAAGACUUCAGCGCCAUAUCGCUCAUAUGCGAUUUCGCCACGCUGGUGGGCACGUACGAGAAGGGGUUCGCGUUGAUCCUCGAGCCUUACGACGAGAGGUAUCCGAACAUACCGGACCCGGUGUUCCAGCUGACGUGCCUGGACGCCUCGUACGCCAUCGCGCCCGUGUUCGAUAAGUUCAACAGCGUGUUCAUAACCUCCGGGACGCUGUCCCCGAUCAACCUGUACCCGCAGUUGCUGGGUUUCAAGCCGGUGUGCAGCGCGGCGCUCGACAUGACGCUGACGCGCGAGUGCCUGUGCCCGAUGGUGAUAACCAGAGGCGCGGACCAGCAGAUGGUGAGCACCAAGUUCGACAUGCGCGACGACCCGGGGGUGAUACAGAACUACGGCAGGGUCCUGAUCGACCUCUGCUCGUGCGUUCCCGACGGCAUCGUCGCGUUUUUCGUCUCCUACUCGUACAUGGAACAGAUCAUCAGCAAGUGGCACGAAACCGGGGUACUCCAGCAGGUGAUGCGGCGCAAGUUGGUGUUCCUGGAGACGCAGGACGUGGUGGAGACGAGCUUGGCGCUUGACAACUACAGGCGCGCGUGUAACUGCGGCAGAGGCGCGGUGUUCCUCUCCGUGGCGAGGGGGAAGAUCGCCGAGGGUAUCGAUUUCGAUCGCCACUACGGCAGGGCGGUGAUCAUGUACGGAGUCCCGUACCAGUACACGCUGAGUCGCAUCCUGCGCGCCAGGUUGGAGUACCUGCGCGAGACGUUUCAGAUCAAGGAGGCGGAUUUCCUGUCCUUCGACGCCGUUCGACAGGCUGCGCAGUGCGUGGGGCGGGUCAUCAGGAGCAAAGCCGACUACGGCUUGAUGGUCUUUUGCGAUAAGCGGUACAACUCGCACGAUAAGCGCGGCAAGCUGCCCAAGUGGAUCACGAGCCACCUGCACGAGCAGCAGCUGAACCUGUCCACGGACAUGGCGGUCGCCAUCGCGAGGCAGUUCAUGCGGGACAUGGCGCAGCCGUACGAUCGCGCCGGUCAGAUGGGCAAGAGUUUGUUGGAUCAAAACUCCGUCAACGCCAUGGCGGCGGCGGCGGGCUUCGGACCCCCGACGAUCGGGCCGCCGCCGCCGAAGCCGAUGGGCGGGCCGAUGGGCGGGCCGAUGGGCGGGCCGAUGGGCGGGGCCGGGCCGAUGACCAUAGGAUGA